Messenger RNA from Raphanus sativus (radish), 2836 nucleotides. RefSeq names its product zinc finger BED domain-containing protein RICESLEEPER 2-like. Gene Ontology annotation, molecular function: DNA binding; protein dimerization activity. The transcript is spliced from 3 exons. NCBI's taxonomy places the organism in Eukaryota, Viridiplantae, Streptophyta, Magnoliopsida, Brassicales, Brassicaceae. Bases 343 to 2829 code for a protein of 828 amino acids. The record is from RefSeq and is a predicted model, not a curated record.
CUCCAGGUUAUGUGUGAUAAAACAAUCUUGUUUAGCUAGGUUUGCUUAGGUUAUCGGAUCACUGUCUUGUUGAACAUAGAUAGAUAGAUAGACAAUCUUGUUUAGCUAGGUUUGCUUAGGUUAUCGUUAGGAAUGUGUUUUGUUUUGGUGCUUGUCCUCAAACAAGUUUAAAUUAAAUAUUAUCAAAAUUUAAAAAACCCUAAUAGGCUAAGUUUUAAUUAUAUUAUAAUUAAUUUAAAAAUUUCCAAAAUAUUAAAAACCCUAAUAGGCUAAUAGUCCCACGUUCACACGACUUCACCUCAAAAAAAAAACCUAACGCAAAACUUCAGAGAGACAGAGACCAUGGGAUCAAGGAGCGAUUCAGAAGAGCAGUUCACGAUGGAUACUAACUACACUCCACCAUCAACAUUGGACUUCGCGAGUCAAGCUACUCUAGAUGUUCUUGCUGCGCUUGAAGAGAACUCUGAUCCAAGGGGAGAAGGUGGUGUAACUUCUGAUGCUUUUGGUGCAAAGACGCAAGCAAGCAAGAGAAAGGUGAUGAGCCUUGACGAUGAGACAGAUGAUUCUGAUGUUGAAAUCACUCCACCACCCCAAACAAACAUGCCUCGCAGAAAGAGCAGAUUUGGAACAGCCACGGGGAAACCCAUGUUGCAGUCCACAAUAGAUGGUGGAAUAGGCUCGUCCUCACAGGCGUGCAGAAAGAAGAAGCAUGUACCUGUGAAAUCAGUGAUUCGGGGAGGGAGAAGGAAGCCAUUGACUCAGUCGCAAAAGGGCAAGGCCAAGGCUACCACUCCGCAAAAGAAGAAGAAGGUCGAGGAGAUACCAGACUUUGAUGACUCAUUGGAGGAAGAGGAGGUGGAUGAAGAAGAGGAGUUGAAUGAAGAAGAAAUCGAAAUGGACAAUAGGCAAAGAUCAGAUGUGUGGCCUGAUUUCACGGUGGUCCACAAACCGAAUGGGACGAUGAAAGCUCAAUGCAAUCAUUGCAGGAAUCAGUAUGCUUGGCAUUCCCACUCGCAUGGAACCAGUGGGCUGAGAAGGCAUCGUUUUAGAUGUAAGGUGUAUCAAAGGAAAAAUAGAAAUCAGCAGAAGAUCAAUUUCGAGGGGAAGUUACAUUCUGGCAAGUAUGAUCAUACCGUCUUUCGGCAGAUGGUAGCUAAGACGAUAGUCCAGCAUGAUCUACCAUACUCGUACGUAGAGUAUGAGAAAGUGCGAGAAACUUGGACGUAUUUGAAUCCUGAUGUGCAGACCAUUUGUCGAAACACGGCUAGAUCAGAUGUAUAUCGACUAUAUGAAAGCGAGAGAGACGCAUUGAGGAGAGACUUAGCUACACUUCCUGGUCGAGUAUCAUUGACAUCUGACUUGUGGACAUCAAUAAAACGUGAAGGGUACAUGUGUGUGACUGCACAUUACAUUGAUCGGAACUGGAAGUUGAACAGCAAGAUCAUCACGUUUUGUGCUCUAGCGCCACCACACACUGGUAUGAAUGUUGCUAUGCAGCUUCUUGAGUCGAUGAAAGAGUGGGGAAUUGAAAAAAAAGUUUUCUCUGUCACAUUGGAUAAUGCUACAAGUAAUGACUCGAUGCAAGAUAUUGUGAAGUCCCAGUUAAUGUUGACUGAUGACUUGGUGUGUGGAGGAGAAUUUUUCCAUGUAAGAUGUGCAGCUCACAUACUUAACCUUAUAGUGCAAGAUGGGUUAAAGGUUAUUAAAGGCGCUUUGCACAAAGUAAGAGAGAGUGUGAAGUAUGUGUUAUCAUCUACAUCGCGGGAGGUGUUGUUCGGAAAAGCAGUGGUUGCUGCGAAUGUAAAAGAAACUCGAGGGCUGAUAUUGGAUGUCUCGACCAGAUGGAACUCCACUUACUAUAUGCUGCAAAUUGCAGUAAAUUACCGUAAGGCAUUUGAGAAGUUGGAGUCAUUUGACAAGCGAGGUUUUACAAUGGCGCCCACAGCUGAAGAAUGGACAAGAGCAAGUAAUAUCUGCAAUUUUCUGGGGCCGUUUGCUGUGAUCACAAAGAUGAUGUCUGGCACUAAUUACCCGACAUCUAAUUUGUAUUUCUAUCAAGUUUGGAUGAUCCAUAAUUGGCUCCGGAAUAAUGAGGAAAGCGAUGAUGAGGUUGUCAGAUUCAUGGUGCCACCAAUGAAGGAGAAGUUUGACAAAUAUUGGGAUGAUGUCAGUGGUCUUUUUGCAAUGGCAGCAGUCUUUGAUCCGCGAUUUAAGCUAUCAAUUGUUGACCAUUGUUUAGGGAAGCUUGACAUGACAACAAAAGAUGUUAAGGUGAAGAACUUGCGUGAGAGGCUCAGCAUUCUCUUUGAGUCUUAUGACAAAAAAUCGAAGGUAAACUCCCCUUCUACAGAGCCACGUGAGAUGGUUCCACCCAAAACAUGUGAGCCAGUGUCCACUGAAAUGUUUGAGAACUACACUGAUUUUUUUGCAUUUCGCAAAGUCAGUGGUGUUGGGAGUGGGAAGACACCUCUAGAAACAUAUCUUGAUGAACCACCAUUGGAAGUUUCCAGUUUUAAGAGCUUGAAUAUUCUUGACUUCUGGAAAGAUAAUGCUCAUCGCUAUGGUGAUUUGGCUGGUAUGGCUUGUGAUCUAUUAAGUAUUCCAAUCACAACAGUUGCUUCCGAGUCUUCUUUCAGUAUUGGAUCAAGAGUUCUCAACAAAUACAGGAGCCGUCUACUCCCAAAAAAUGUGCAGGCUCUGAUAUGCACUAGGAAUUGGAUCAGGGGAUAUGAAUCAUAUCAAAAUGAAGAAGAAGUAUUUGGUGAAGAAGAUAAACCCCCAUCAGUUGAAUCAGCUGUUGGUGAUAAAAUGGAAGUUGCAAAAGUGUGAUUUGAGU